Messenger RNA from Rhododendron vialii, 723 nucleotides. RefSeq names its product F-box protein CPR1-like. Bases 1 to 723 code for a protein of 240 amino acids. The record is from RefSeq and is a predicted model, not a curated record. The transcript has a single exon. NCBI's taxonomy places the organism in Eukaryota, Viridiplantae, Streptophyta, Magnoliopsida, Ericales, Ericaceae.
AUGAGGUCUACCCAGUUUGUUCCGGUCUUUGCUAUGACUCCACACGAGUACAAGGCCGUUCUUGCGCUUGCCCAUCAAACUCCGGAGUAUGGUGGUGAAUUCGUUGCUGUUGGUAGUCUUAGAAGCAAAAGUUGGACACAGAUUGGCUUCCCCUACAUGGUUCGUACAGUGAAUUCAGGGCCCAUAGUCAAUGGAAGUCUUCACUGGUUUGCCUCAAAGAACAAUUCAGGCAGUUAUUUCCUUUCACCGCAUCAAAUUAUUUAUUUUAAUGCACAUAUGAAUAAAUUCGAGGAGGUAACAAUGCCAGAUCCUAGAGGAGAGGACAGAGAUAUCAUUCACCGAUUGGGUGUUUUGGAUGGAUACCUUUGUAUGUCUCAAUCGGUCUGUCUAGGCGAUAGUGAAAGCAAUGUUGAGGUAUUGAUAAUGAAAGAAUAUGGUGUGAAAUAUUCUUGGACUAUUUUGUUCGUCGUUCCUGAUGGUUUGACCUUUAGUAGUUAUGAUACAUUGGUGCCAUUAGGUUAUACAAAAAAUGGUGAAGUUCUCACUAAGGUUAACCUAUUCGUAGUCCACGGUUGGCAUAUUAGGGCAUUCAAUCUGACUGACAAUUCCCAGAGGAGAAUUUCAAUACGAGACUCUUUAUAUGUGAAUGACUCUUUUUAUGCUAUUAUUGUGAAUGAGGAAAGUUUGAUGACACCUGCCAACUAUGAUUGGGACGAGGAAUAG